This is a messenger RNA of Magnusiomyces paraingens, 6156 nucleotides long. RefSeq lists its product as uncharacterized. Lineage: Eukaryota; Fungi; Ascomycota; Dipodascomycetes; Dipodascales; Dipodascaceae. Gene Ontology annotation, molecular function: protein kinase activity; ATP binding. Gene Ontology annotation, biological process: regulation of cytokinesis; protein phosphorylation; mitotic spindle organization. The record is from RefSeq and is a predicted model, not a curated record. Gene Ontology annotation, cellular component: spindle pole centrosome; chromosome passenger complex; spindle microtubule. The transcript has 2 exons. Bases 1 to 6156 code for a protein of 2051 amino acids.
AUGUCACUUUCAUCAUCUCCACCGACUGCGCUGGGGUCCCAGAAGCAGCAGCAAGAGCAAGAGCAAGAGCAAGAGCAAGAGCAACAGCGGCAGCAAAGACAGCAGCCUAGAAAUGAGACUCUGCAGGGGACUUUUGACCAAGGUUACGUAGCAUGUGAACCUAGUCUUGGAGGAAUUAUUAGUAACAGUGAAAACCGCAGUAAUAGUAGCAGCAAUAACAAUAAAGACCGGCUCAAGGAGCGAUUGUUUUUGGACCCUAGAGCACUACGGGCUGCCCAAGAAACCGCAAAUAUCCCAUCACCAGCGCUGGAUUCGCCGGUGACGACUGGGUCUCCAUUUGAUGAUAGUAAUUCUAUUGAUAUGUCUGCUAUGACGCAAGUGCUUAAGGCAUCGUCUUCAUUAUCGCCAUCAUCUUCUUUGUCUUCUGCAUCGUCAUUAUCGCGUCCAGUCAGCUAUACCCCAGAAGAAGGCAGUCCAACAACACCUGCAAGAGCCCGUAAUCAUCACCAUCACCAUCAUCAUCAUAGUCAAAGUCAAGGACAGAAUCAAAGUCAUGGUCAUAAUAAUGUGUCUGGGCAUGGACAUAGUCACAGUUACAGUUACAGCCAUGGAGUUCAUGGCCAUUUGCGACAUCCGUCAUUAUCCUCAUCUUUUUCAACCACCUCGAGUUGGUCUACUGGCACAGCCACAACAUCGAGUCUGGCUUCUGCACCUACAAGUACAGCACCGUCUUCUGCUUCGAGCACAUCGAGCCAUUAUAAACAGCAGUACCAUAAUCAUCAAAAGGAAUGGCGUACGAAUGCACAAAAAUUGCCGGAGCCGGUCUCGGGAUCCAGAGCCAUGGGGGAUAGUAGCAUUACUCUUCAACAGGGUAGGGAAGAUGGAGAUAGCGGCGGCGGCAGCGGCGUCGGUGGUGGUGAUGGUGGCAGAAAUAGUAGUGAUGGGUGCAGCAAUGUUCUAGGCAGUGGAUAUGCACGGCUGGGUAACCAUGACAACUCAGACAAUAGGUCCUGUUUAGGAGGAGCCCCCCUGGCUGGAUCGUCGCUGGCUGGUUCUCAGGCUGGCGGCAGGUUGGCUGGGUCGAAUAAUAGUGAUGGUGAUGAUUUUGGGUUUACAGUUACCACUGGGAAAAGCAAGAGCAGUCCAGUCUCUAUUUUUGUUUCUAAUGGUACCAAUAGCAUUGUUGGUGUUGCUGCUUGUGAAUCUGAAGAGCCCAGAGUUGGAACAGAAGCUAAAUGCACCACUGACGACACCGAAAGUAAUGCUACUGCUAAUACUACUGCUACCACUGCUAAUACUAAUACUAAUACUACUACCACCACCACUACAAACUCUGUUGUUAGCACCACAGCGCCCCAAACCGCCAGCGUAGCCGCCUGCCACUAUUCUCCAACCCUAACCUCUCAAUUAUCUGCCCAUAUUAACACUACUACUGCUGCUACUGCCACCACCAUUACCACUGCUGCCACUUCCAUUUCAACCACCACAAACUCCUCCUCUUCUUCAACAUCACCAUCGUCAUCCAUCCCAACAUCACCUCUACGCCGAUACCUCCACAUUAGACCGCCAGACCCUGUUCUGGCUCCGUCCACAAACUUAAAAAGUAAUUUAAACAUUCAUCAGGUGACGACUCCGAUCUCACCGGUAUCUCGACAGACAUCUUAUUCAGCUGUCACCUCUCCCAUAUCUCCACCCUCUGUAGCCCCAAACCAUUUAAACAAGCAGCAACAGAAUACCAAGCAGAAACAACAGCUUCAACUACAGUCUCAACCGCAACAACAAUCAAAACAACAAUCACCUGCCGAGCUACAACAUUCAACUUCUUUAGACUCAUCUCGAAACUUCACGGCUAUCCCCACAAAGCAAUACCGACAUCAACAUUCAGCUUCCGUUCCGGUACCCCCUUUGCAACUACCUCCUUCUUCAUCUCAACAAGCUAAAAUGUCAACAUCUUCUCAUCCUCCUUCUCAAGCUAUUCCCGCCACUACCCAAGCUCAACAAACAUCAUCGCACUAUAGAACUUCUUCGCGACAUUCAUCAAGCAAUGGGGUUAAUAGCAAUGGCCAUGGCAAUGGCCAUACAAACGGCAACACUAACGGCAAUGGAAAUACAAACACUACAAAUACUUCAUCUUCAACAAACCCUCCCCAAACAAAGGUUCACCGACGCCGGUCAAUUGGCAACUGGGAUCUUAUUAAAACCGUCGGUGCUGGUUCUAUGGGCCAAGUAAAACUUGCCCGGAACAGAGUCACAGGCGACUACUGCGCCGUCAAGGUCGUCCCCCGCGCUACCGUUGAGCACCGCCGGCGGCUUCAGCAGCAAGCUGCAGAAGGCCAUCCGCCAGAACCCCAGUCCAACAAAGAGUCAGACGAGUCGAAAGAUAUUCGUACUGUCAGAGAAGCUGCAAUUGGCAGGCUUCUUCAUCACAAGUACAUUUGCCAGCUCUAUGAAAUGCAUGUCAUGUCAUCACAUUACUACAUGCUUUUUGAGUAUGUUUCUGGUGGACAAAUGCUUGACUACAUUAUUGCCCAUGGUUCUCUUAAAGAAAAACAAGCACGAAAAUUUUCGCGGGCCAUUGCGUCGGCCUUAGAUUACUGCCACCAUAACAGCAUUGUUCAUCGAGACUUGAAGAUUGAAAACAUUCUCAUUUCUCAAUCUGGUGAUAUUAAAAUUAUUGAUUUUGGUCUCUCCAAUCUUUUCUCAAGUGAUCACCUCCUGCGUACUUACUGCGGAUCUCUCUACUUUGCUGCACCAGAACUCCUAUCCGCCCACCCUUACGUGGGCCCCGAAAUUGAUGUGUGGAGUUUUGGUGUUGUACUUUAUGUACUAGUCUGUGGCAAAGUCCCCUUUGAUGAUCAGUCUAUGCCUGCUCUCCAUGCUAAAAUUAAGCGUGGGUUUGUCGAGUACCCUCCCACAAUCACUCCAGACUGCAAAGAUCUUCUCUCACGCAUGCUUGUAGUUGACCCAACUAACCGUGCCACUCUCCAAGAAGUUCGCCACCAUCCCUGGAUGGUCAAGGGAUACGACAAACCUCCGGACUCUCAUAUUCCUAAUCGCCAGCCUCUGCGCUUGCCUUUAGAUCCCGCUGUUAUUCAUGAUAUGACGGGGUUUGAAUUUGGUUCCGAAGAGCACAUUACCAAGAAGCUUACUGCAAUUUUGGAGUCUUCUCGCUACAUUAGUGCAUGCCGCGAGUGGUACCGUGUCCGUGGCAUUGAUAUGGACUCAGGCAUUCCUGUUGUUGAUAAUAACAACUCUUCCGGCUUAACUGGCUCCGCUCAUGAACAAACCAGAAAGUCAAGACAUUUUAGCAUUGACUUUUACAAGCGCAGAUCUUUUUCUGGUGAUGAUCUCAAUGGUAAUUCAAAUUCCCUCCCAAUUGGCUCUCCAUCUGGGCCCAUGCGCACUCAAGAUCCCACAAAUGCAUACCAUCCUCUGAUUUCUAUUUACUUUUUGGUUCAUGAAAGACAGGAACGACUUCGCAAGGCUAAACUAGAAGAAGACCUUAAGCAGUCUCAACAUUUGUCACCACAACAGUCUUUGUUGUUGCAACAGUCUCAGCAGCAAGCUCAGCAGCAACAACAACAGUCGCAGCAAAUUUUACAGCAACUUCAGCAGCAACAACAAGCUCAGCAGCAACAACAGGCUCAGCAACAGCAGGCUCAACAGCUGCAACAGGCUCAGCAGCAACAACAACAACAACAGUCGCAACAAAUUUUGCAACAGCAACAACAGCAACAGCAACAACAGCAACAACAACAAGCUCAAGCUCAAGCUCAAGCUCAAGCUCAACAGCAACAGUUUUUGCAACCUGCAUACCAGCCUCAGACUCAACAGCAGCAACUACCUCAUACUACGUCACCGCAGAUGGUGCAUGCUGCUAUUGCAUCGCCAUCACUGCAGCCGCAGCAACAGCAGCAGACUCCAACCAUCCAGGUUCAAGACCUCAGCACUACUCCAUAUUCGGGACAACAGUACAGAGAACCUCCUCAAUCUCCUCCACACAGACAGUUUGCAUUGCAACCCACGUCUCCUGGCGCACCUACUCCUGCUUAUAAUUAUCAACCUCUUGUACCUCUACCUCAACAACAGCAGCAACAGCAACAUGAUGAAAAACGCUUUUUGGCACCUUCUAUUCCUGCUCCUGAAGCUGUUCACACGUCAGCACCUACCUCUUACACUGCUUCUUCUGCAUAUGCACAGCCACAACAACAAUCACAGCAAGGUUUGACUCCUAGUACUUCUAAAGGCCGUGCACGUUCAAGAACACACGGCGAGUCUGAUUCUUCAGAGAAACUAUUUAUUUUUGGCGGGAGUAAAAACAAUGCUGCUAGCCACACAAACAGCAACAAUAGUGGCGGCGGUGGCCUGAGCUUUACUACAAACUUAUUGCGUCGGUUUAGCUCUAAAAGAAAAGCCUCAAGAGAAUCUCCACAACAGCAAUCUUUGCUUACACGGCCUCAAAGCAGACAUCAUCACUCGCAAAGUGCUGCUCCUGCGUUUAACGAUAUCGGCUUGAAUGAGGAUGGCUCAACGUCUCCUCCUUCGAACCUUUCUCGUAAUGCAACAACAACUGCUGGCUACAAGCAGCAGCAGCAACAACAACAGCAACAACAACCUACUGCCAAUGUCACUUCUCCUCAACAGUCUUACAAUCCACAGCAGCAACAACCUCCCCAAAACGCUCAACAUCUUUCCAGAUCUGUUUCGAGCAAACCUUAUCCCAAGCCUGGCUAUUUGGACCCCAAUGCUUAUGCUAGCCACUCAAUCAGUGCAGCCACGAGCGGUGGCUACGGAACAGCCACUACAACUCCCGGAAACAUUGCCAUUGCUGCCUCGAAACAAGGGACAUUUACUACUGGCUCACUUUCUCGAAAGUUUCAUCCUUCUGCUCGUGCAAAAUCUCUUGGUCAUGUUCGCCACGAUCAGCAGCAGCAGCAGGGUAAUGUUCCUCCUCCAAGACCACCUCGCGACGACCUUGGAUCGGUCCCACCUGUGCCGGCCAUUGCAACGUCUUCUGGCACUGCUACUCCUGCCGAUAGCGCUGACAUUGCAGAUGAAUUCUUUGAUCAGUAUUAUGGAAGCAACGACUCUGACGAGACUGAAGGCAGAAACAGCAGUAGUAACAAUUCGAGCACUAACCAAGUUUCUAAUCCUAUUGCAGGGGCUUCGGCAACUGCCACUAUUACUUCACCUACCACGAGUAACAGCACAUCUGGAGUACCGGCUAGAAGUGCGGGUGCUAAGGGUUCUCUUGCACCUGGUGCGUCGAUUGCUGCAACUGGAGGACAGACUCUUGUUAAACAAGCAUCUAACGUUUCUUCUAACCACCCUGCUCCUGGCCAACCUGGAAGUAUGCCUUCGAUUGAUUAUCCCAAGCAGGUGUUUCUCAAGGGUUUCUUUUCUGUUCAGUCGACAUCCACCAAACCCCUUGCCUACAUCCGGUCCGAUAUUAUUCGUGUACUGAACCAGCUAGGUGUGGAGUACCAAGAGAUUCGUGGUGGAUUUUCUUGUAUUCAUCGUCCUUCGUUGCGCGAUGAUGGCAAUAUGCAUAGCCAACAGUAUCUUGCGGCGCCAGGCUCGCCUGCUGUGGGAGGAGGUGCGGCGCACUCGCCUCCCAACUCGCCGCAGGCUGGCGAUGCUCCUCAGCGCGGGCACUGGCGUAAGCUGUCGUUUGGUUCUGGAUUUUUCUCUAACCGACGGAGCCGGCACCAGAAUGAAUCUACCAAUAAUAUUUUUGAUUUGUCGUCCGACUUGUCUACGGAUAGCGUGAGCGCGUUUACAAACAAUGGCCUCAUGAUUACCAAUUCCAGUGGCAGCAAUGCUCAAAUUGCACAACCGCCACUGUCUGCGGCUGGGUCACUUGGAAGCCCACAGUCACCGUCUACAGGAGGUAGCGGAGGGUUCCGCAGUGGAGGCACGAAUGGCGGAAAUGGUGGCAGUGGCACGUACAAUGCAGGUGGGUCUGACUUGUUAUCGUCAACGACUGGAGCUCCCACGUCUAAUUUGUCGCAGGUGCGGACUCCUUUGCAGUUUGAGAUUUGGAUUGUUCUUGUGCCUAUUCUCAAGUUGCAUGGUGUACAGUUUAAGAAGCUACGGGGUAAUUCGUGGUUAUACAAGAAUCUUGCGACGAAGAUAUUAUCAGAGCUUAGAUUGUAA